CAAAAAAAAUUUAGAAAUCCAAAUUUUCAAAUCUAGCUUUCUCUCUCCUUUUUCUAUCUCUUAAAAUGGGUGAGAUCAAGCUAUUUGGCCAAACAAUAGUAUUGAAAGUUAAGCAAGAAGAAGAACAACCAUACAACAAUGAUAAUGAUGAUCAAUCAAGUGAUCAUGAUCAUGAUCAAUCAAGUGAAGAUAAAAACAAGAUGAGACCAGAUAAGAUAAUCCCAUGUCCUAGGUGCAAAAGCAUGGAGACUAAAUUUUGCUACUUCAACAACUACAAUGUUAAUCAACCUAGGCACUUUUGCAAGGGCUGUCAACGUUAUUGGACCGCCGGCGGAGCGCUCCGUAACGUUCCUAUCGGUGCUGGUCGAAGGAAAAAUAAGCUGCCGGGAAGAAACGGCGGCUUGUUUUCCGAUAAUGGAUGCUUGAUUGAAGGGUUGAUGAAUGAUAUUGAUGAAUGGCAAGUUGCUGCUGCUAUGGCUGCCGGUGGUACUUUUAGUCAUGGCUUUCAGGUUAAGAGGAGGAGGAGUGAGUCAACUAGUCAAACUUGUUGAUUAUUUUUUUUAGGGUUGUUUUUAAAUCUGUUUUUUAAAUUUUUAUAAUUAAUUAGGUAAUUUUUACUUUGUUUAAUUAUUUGAAGAUCAAUAAUUAAUAAUUUGGAAGGGUAAAAAAAGAGGGGCAUUAGAAGAGAUUAUUGUUCAUGAAUUUUUGGUGUAUAUAUAAUUAGGCAUUAAUUAUAUUACUCAUUAGCUUGAUUAAUUUGUGUCUUUUUUGAGGAAAAAAAAAAAGAAAAAAAAAGCUCUUGGAUUAAGUCUCCUUUGUGUUAUAUAAUUCAAAGCAUAAGGAUUAUGUGAGUAAAUUGUUGAGUUUGAUUUACAUAAAAUAAUGGGAAAUUUGCCUUUUUUUUAUUAUUAUUAUAGUAUAGGUAAAGGAAAGGGUAAGAUUAAAUGAAAAUCAAUCCUAAAACCUUAAAAAAGAGGUUUUUGUUCUCUAACUGAUCCAAGAUUAAUGAUCUGUUAUUUUAUUAAUUUCUUAUGUAAUUUGUUUUAUGGAGAUUUAUAUAAAAAAUUUGAUAAAAUACUAUGAGUUUUAUUUACAACUCAUUCAGGUGUGCACGUAGAGAAUGAAAUUAUAUAUGAGAGAUAAAUUUAUCAAAAUAAAUUAAUUCAAAAUAACCAAAUCUCUUGCUUUUAUUUAUUGAUGAUUAUGUUUGUUAUAAUGGUUGAGAGUUUUUCUUUUCGCCAGUUAUUAUAAGUUGAUUUAGUGAUUGAGAGUUUUUCUUUUUAUGUGUUUUUUUUUAAUAUUUUAUGAGUCCUAGGCAAAUAUUUACCUUAUCAAUGAUCCGAAACGGGCUCUCUGCUAUUUGUGUUAGGACAUAAACCAUAAUGGAGAAAGUAUUUAGAUUAGAUGCUAUUAUUAGAUGAUUUUGAGUAGAGAUUUUGAAAAGAUAUGAUGAUAUAUAUGAAUAGUUGACCAGCUGGUUAUAAGUUACAAGUGGAUUAUGAAGAAUAUAUGCCAGAUAAGAGAGGCCUAAUAAUAAUCUUAUAGUAUAAGAUAUAAUAAGUAUAUUAUUACAUUGAUUCCUUUAGAUUAGAAGUACAUGCUUACUGCUUUGGGGAGUGAGUAAUGGCCAGUGAUUCUUCUUUUUAUUUUCUUUUAUGCUGUCUUUCUUUUCCUAGCACUUGCGCAAGGGAAACUUUACAUUUACAUUAUACCAACUCUA
Molecule: messenger RNA, 1720 nt
Organism: Amaranthus tricolor (Joseph's coat)
Lineage: Eukaryota; Viridiplantae; Streptophyta; Magnoliopsida; Caryophyllales; Amaranthaceae
Product: cyclic dof factor 4-like
Exons: 1
Coding region: 66-551 (161 amino acids)
Biological process (GO): regulation of DNA-templated transcription
Molecular function (GO): DNA-binding transcription factor activity; DNA binding
Source: RefSeq, a predicted model, not a curated record